Molecule: messenger RNA, 1092 nt
Organism: Aspergillus terreus NIH2624
Lineage: Eukaryota; Fungi; Ascomycota; Eurotiomycetes; Eurotiales; Aspergillaceae
Product: mitochondrial 54S ribosomal protein uL22m
Exons: 2
Coding region: 1-1092 (363 amino acids)
Biological process (GO): translation; ribosome assembly
Cellular component (GO): ribosome; mitochondrial large ribosomal subunit
Molecular function (GO): structural constituent of ribosome
Source: RefSeq, a predicted model, not a curated record
AUGGCCUCAAUGGGUGCUAUUAACCCCUACGGCCACCUGAUCCGGUCAGCCCGGACAGGCUUCACCUAUGUCCCUCGCCGAACCCUGACGGCCUCCGUGCCUCGUCGUCUCCCCGAAGACAACAACAACAACAACAAUGGCCCGACAAAACCCGACUCCCCAUCCCCCCUGUCCUCCAUCAAAAACUUCUUCUUCGGCGGCAAGUCCGACUCCGCCAAACCCAAGAUCACCCGUCGGACCCAAGCUCCGCCCAAGCGGGAGGGUGCCCUGAGUGCCGACUCCAUCUUCGCCGAGGACGAGGCCACCCCGAAGCUGAUUGCGUCCGGACGUACCCCGGCUGCCCGGAAGCAGGCCGCCACCGAUGCCGCCGCCGAGGAGGAGGACCUGGAAGGCGCCGCCUUCUACCCGGUGGAGAAGCGCAACCGGGCCAACAUGCAGGCGGUGCUGGAUCCGCGGCCGGAGGCCCGCAUGCGCUGGGAGCGCAAGAUGAUCGUCCGGGAGGUGCGCCGGCGCGGCCGGCUCACCAAGACCGAGCAGAUCCUCCGCACGGAACGCGAGUCGCUGUCCAAGUCGCACUGGUUCAAGACCUCGGUCAAGAAGCUGGGCCCGCUGGCGCGCCAGAUCGCCGGCAAGAACAUCGACGAGGCCAUGCUCCAGAUGCGCUUUAGCAAGAAGAAGGCCGCCAAGGACGUCCUCGAACACCUGCAGCAUGCUAAGAACGUCGCCAUCGUGCGCUCCGGCAUGGGUCUCGGCGCCGUCGAGGGCGCCGAUGCCGAGCAGAAGAAGCCCAUCACCGUCACCCUCAAAUCCGGCGAGCGCAAGACCAUCACCGAUCCCACCUCCAUCUACAUCGCCCAGGCGUGGGUCAACCGCGGCCCGUACGGCGUCGACUACGACCACCGCGCGCGCGGCCAGAUCAACCUCCUCCGGCCGCCCUACACCGGUCUGUCGGUGCUGCUGAAGGAGGAGAAGACGCGCAUCCGCGAGUGGCAGGACCGGGACGCGAAGGAGCAGCGCAAGCGGAAGGCCCAGCUGUGGACGCAGCUCCCGGACCGUAAGAUCUCGGCGCAGAACCAGUACUACAGCUGGUGA